CGAAAUCACAUAGUAUCCACAUCUUCCACUUUGUAUCCUCAUCCUCUCAUGUCCAGCUAUAGUACAACAACAGUAAGACAAGAAGGUUUUCAGCUUCCUUCACCUGCACACACCGUUUCCUCCCUGUCAGAGACGCCUACCUCACCCCCUCCAACCUCUCCCAACAAUCUUUUCAUGCCACCAAACCUAUCUUUUCUUCCUGACUCAUUUCGUAAAUUUCCAAGCGCUGCUCAAGCUCAUUCUCAUCAUCAACCUGCAACACCAAGUAGUGCCAUCGACUUCGCCGACGAUCUUGCAACACUCAUCGACUCGCACCCGCACCAUGCAUCGCACGAACGCAGUACAUAUGAUGCAGACCCGUACCGUCACAAUAUCUUUGAUAUCAGUGCUCCUACAACUACUAGCCAUUACCGACCUCCAUCAUCAACCGAUAUCUAUCCAAACAGCCAACAACAACAUACCAAUGAUCUCCAUUUUAACAGUACCCUUCCUGCCUUAAAUAGCAGUAUGCGGUACGAACCACACCCAGAUCCGCCAUCACAUUUCGCGUACCGCCACACCCCAUCCCCGCACAACCCCAACUCACCCAGCCGUAGCCGUUCACGCCCCCCAAGCAUCGGCCCCACCCGAACCUCCCGCCGCGAUCGCCGAGCUAAUAGCAUUAGUUCACAUGUAUCCGGCACUUCACCACCCCCACCCCCCCGUCCUCACGCCAUAGUUAUCCCCGGUAGGGGUGGUGGUUCAACAAUGGGCGGGUUUUUUGUUCCCGGUCAAGGCGAAUACUCGCUUCCCACACCCGACAGUCUCACUCAUUCCUUUGGCGGGUUCCAGGGAUAUAAUGCGGCAACCACUUCAUACCCCACGCAACCCGGUUCAUUUGCUUCGCAAAACAAUGUGGCUGUAAAUUAUGGUAGUUUUAAUGGCCGUACCGGAACUCCUAGCAUGGGAAUCAGUCCCAGUGAAGUCUCUACUUUGGGCAUGCUUGGGAGCAGCACGACUUCUCCCCCUCCCUCUACCAAGGGAAAGCAUGAUGGCGAUGGUCUAUCAGAAAAGAGACGAAGAAGGCGGGAGAGUCAUAAUGCUGUUGAGAGAAGGCGGAGAGACAACAUCAACGAAAGAAUCGGCGAGCUAGCAGGGCUAAUUCCAGGGGUGUUGUUUGAAUGUGAUGCCCCACUCAUUGCUCCAACAUCCCCCACACUCCUCAGCGCAACUUCACCUACAGUGGAAAACAGCGAUCUCUUCUCACUCCCCCUCCUCCCGGAUGCAGCAAACUCUGAUGAGGGUCUCGCUGACGUUCCUGAGCAUGGGGUACCCGGCGCUCCCAACGGGAAUGCUGUGAAAAAGGAUCCAAGCGAAGAUGGAGAUGAUGGCCGAGGUAAUGCGAAUGGUGGUGUGAAUGGCGGUAUCCCUACGAACGGGAUCACUACCGCAAAUGGCUCCGAACCGCAAAUGAUCAAGGCAAACAAGGGGAUGAUUUUGAGGAAGUCCGUGGAGUACAUCCGUUAUCUCCAACAGCUCGUCAGCGUCCAAGCUUCACGCGGCCGAGAUCUCGAAGAGCGCAACCGCACUCUCGAGCGCGAAUUGGCAGCAAUCCGCGGAACCCCCACCCCCUCCUCCCGCUCUGCCUCAAACUCAAACUCUGCAGAAUCAUCCAGACUUUCCCUCGUAUCGUCACAAACGUCCCUGCCACCCUCAUGGGAAGCUGAGAGGAAGUGGGAGAUGGACGUUGAGGAUCGGGGCGAGGAUGAAGAACGUGGUCGGGGGCGCGUGCGUGCGAGGAAAGAGGAUGUUGGUUCAAAAAUCCGGGAGGAUGAUGUGGUCAUUGGGGAGGAGCGCAAUAUGGAGAUAUGACGGUCUCAGCUGGCAACAUCGCAGACGCCUCGCAUAUCUACACCCAUCAGCUCUGGCACAUCCACUUCAUCAUGCUCAUGCUCACGUCCCUUCAUGACUGCACGAUAUUCUUUCAUGUGUUUUUCCCGCGUUUUAUCUGUCUUUUAUCACCUGCCUCCCAUGCACACUGUAUCAUUCAUAGCCAUGCUUUGGUUUCCUGUGUUA
This is a messenger RNA of Suillus discolor, 2055 nucleotides long. Its product is annotated as helix-loop-helix DNA-binding domain-containing protein. The coding region runs from base 49 to 1851 and encodes 600 amino acids. The record is from RefSeq and is a predicted model, not a curated record. Gene Ontology annotation, biological process: regulation of transcription by RNA polymerase II. The transcript has 4 exons. NCBI's taxonomy places the organism in Eukaryota, Fungi, Basidiomycota, Agaricomycetes, Boletales, Suillaceae. Gene Ontology annotation, molecular function: protein dimerization activity; DNA-binding transcription factor activity, RNA polymerase II-specific; RNA polymerase II cis-regulatory region sequence-specific DNA binding.